UUGUUUUUAUGAGAAAUGUGGCGGCACUGGCUGCGAAACUUGCACUUCCCCCACGCGGUGUUACGCGCAUAAGAAAAGACGGUUGAUACCCCUGCGGUGCUCUGCUUAAAUUGUACGCGGUCGGAAGGGGCGGUGGUUAUACCCGAACACAAUUCGCGUUGAGAAUUGAGACACAGAGAUAUCUGCUUGAAUUCUUUCAGCAAUGACGGAAAUUUCUGAAACCCACACACGAGGGCUCAAAGAUCGCAGAGCGGACGCUCUCGGAGACCUACGUCUCCUUCCCGAUGAAAUCAUACUUGCUAUUUUGGCAAGUCUCGGCGCCCGAGAUGUUUCACGACUCGCUUGUGUUAGCAGUGUGAUGUACAUAUUGUGCAAUGAAGAGCCUCUAUGGAUGAGUCUAUGCCUUAAUAAUGUAAAGGAUCACCUUCAAUACAAAGGCUCCUGGAAGAAAACGGCACUGCUUCAGGAGCAUAUGCCAAAUGGAUAUAUAGAACCUUGCGAAAAGCCUUUGCAUUUUGAUGGAUUCAACUCUUUAUUCCUGUACAGAAGAUUAUAUCGGUGCCACACCACAUUGGAUGGGUUCACUUUUGAUAAUGGGAAAGCAGAAAGAAAGAAAGAUCUCUCUUUAGAAGAGUUCUGUCAUGAGUAUGAUGGGAAAAAACCGGUUUUGCUUGCUGGAUUAGCUGAUACUUGGCCAGCAAGAAGUACCUGGACAACUGAUCAGCUAUUGCUGAAUUAUGGAGAUACAGCAUUUAAGAUUUCCCAAAGGAGUUCACGGAAGAUCACAAUGAAAUUCAAAGAUUAUGUCUCAUACAUGAAAGUUCAGCAUGAUGAGGAUCCCCUGUAUAUUUUUGAUGACAAGUUUGGUGAAGUUGCACCAGGCUUGUUGAAAGAUUACAGUGUGUCUCAUCUAUUUCAAGAAGACUUUUUUGAUGUCUUAGAUAGAGAUCAGAGACCACCUUUUAGAUGGCUCAUUAUUGGGCCAGAAAGGUCUGGUGCUUCUUGGCAUGUUGAUCCAGCUCUUACCAGUGCUUGGAAUACUCUUCUUUGUGGGCGUAAGAGGUGGGCAUUGUAUCCUCCAGGAAGAGUGCCUACGGGUGUUACGGUACAUGUAAAUGAAGAAGAUGGUGAUGUCAAUAUUGAGACUCCAACAUCAUUGCAGUGGUGGCUGGACUUUUAUCCACUUCUUGCUGAUGAAGACAAGCCAAUCGAGUGUACCCAAUUACCUGGAGAAACAAUAUAUGUUCCAAGUGGAUGGUGGCACUGUGUGUUAAAUUUGGAAACCACUAUUGCUGUCACACAGAAUUUUGUAAAUUCCAAAAACUUUGAAUUUGUAUGCCUUGAUAUGGCUCCAGGUUAUCAUCAUAAAGGAGUUUGCCGUGCUGGAAUGCUUGCUUUGGACAAAGGCAGUUUUGAGAAUGGCAAAAUAGAUGCAUUCUGUGAUAAAGAUGGCUUGAACUAUACAGAUCUGACUAGGAAGGAGAAGAGAGUUAGAACUUACCAACCCGGGUUGGAUCCAGAUAACCAAAGUGCAAGAAAUGGUGCCUGUAAUAGUUAUGAUUUGUGGAAUCAAGAUUUUUAUUAUGAUAUAAAUUUCUUGUCCAUGUUUUUGAAUCAAGAGAAAGACCACUACAGUUCUCUGUGGAGCUCAAGCAAUUGCAUAGGACAACGAGAAAUGAGAGAAUGGUUAUGCAAGCUUUGGGUUGGAAAACCAGGAAUGAGAGAGCUUAUAUGGAAGGGAGCAUGUCUUGCCCUAAAUGCAGGCAAGUGGUUAGAGCGCACAGCACAAAUUUGCGCCUUCCAUGGUUUGCCUCCUCCCACAGAUGAUGAGAGGCUUCCUGUUGGCACUGGAAGCAAUCCUGUUUAUCUCAUUUCUGACUCUGUAGUUAAGCUCUUUGUUGAAGGAGGGCUAGAGGCAUCAAUUCACAGUUUAGGUGCUGAGCUUGAAUUUUACAGUCUACUAUGUAAAGUCAACUCCCCUUUGAAAGAUCAUAUUCCUGAUGUCUUGGCUAGCGGGAUUCUCUUUCUUGAUAAUGGAUCUUAUACAAUUGUGCCUUGGGAUGGUAAAGGAGUGCCUGAUGUGAUUGCUAAGUGCAAUUUGGUUCCUGCAAAGUGUGUGGAGGAUGGUUUCUCUUUUGGUGUAUGGAGCAAGAAAGAUUUUGAAUAUAAAAAAGCAGGAGCAUCAACAUAUGAAUCUAUUAGUUCAGCUGAAUGCGCAGGGAUAUGGCCUUAUAUCAUAACAAAACGAUGCAAAGGAAAGAUUUUUGCUCGUUUAAGAGAUACACUUCCAAGGGAUGAUGUUCUAAACUUAGCUUCUUUUUUGGGAAAGCAGCUGCAUAAUCUUCAUAUCUUGCCCCAUCCAUCUUUGAACGAUUCAAUACACUUGUCCCUUGAUAAUGGUUUUAUGGAUGAAAUUUCUGAUAAAAUUGGCAUUCCAGCUGAAUGGGAGACUUUCAUUAGAACUCUAGCCAGGAAGAGAAAUGAUGUCUCCAGCCGCUUAACUAAAUGGGGAGAUCCAAUUCCUAGCAGCCUGAUGGAAAAAGUUGACGAAUACCUCCCAAAUGAUUUUGCAAAGUUGCUCAAUAUAUUCCAGGAUGAAGAUGGCCAAGACAAAGUUAAUCCCUGCUGCUGGAUACACUCAGAUAUCAUGGAUGACAAUAUUCACAUGGAACCAUGUAGGAUUAGUUCUUGCUUGACCACACCUGCCACAGAUUCUUGUCUGACAGGCAAUGGUUCUGCAGAUGGCUGCACAGAGGAAGUAUCAUGGCGUCCUGGCCACAUUCUUGAUUUCAGUGAUCUGUCUAUAGGUGACCCUAUUUGGGACUUGAUCCCCAUACACCUUGAUGUCUUUAGAGGAGACCCUUGUCUGCUUAAGCAGUUUCUAGAAAGCUAUAAACUUCCUUUAGUGAGAAGAACAUCGCAGAAUGGAUUAGAGCAUGAUGAUAAGUUCAGGCGACUAUCGUACCAUGCCAUGUGCUACUGUAUUUUGCAUGAAGAGAAUGUGUUGGGGGCAAUUUUUAGUUUAUGGAAGGAGCUGAAGGUGGCAAAAUCAUGGGAAGAAGUUGAGGAGACAGUAUGGGGAGAGCUGAAUAAUUACGAUGGCUUCUGCUGAUCACACCUUUGAUUGCUCGUUUAGGGGUUGGGUUUCAUGUUGCGGAUGUUGGAGCCUGUUCUGAACACAUAACUUUUACCAAAAUUCUUUCAAUUGGAUGUAGCUGUGAACCUUAAUAAUAAGGCAAUAAUUCCAUUUGUGACUUAAAGAAUUAUUAAUCUAUUUGUUUUUCCGGAAAAGGUGACAAGGUGAAUAAGUGCAUGAAUGCACUGUGACUCUUGUAACGCAGUGCUAUUAUUGUAGUGUUGAUUUGUAACUGAUGAAUGAAACAUUUAUGACUCCGUCUUUCCUUCUC
Messenger RNA from Vitis riparia (riverbank grape), 3407 nucleotides. RefSeq names its product F-box protein At1g78280. Gene Ontology annotation, molecular function: protein binding. Gene Ontology annotation, cellular component: cytoplasm. The record is from RefSeq and is a predicted model, not a curated record. NCBI's taxonomy places the organism in Eukaryota, Viridiplantae, Streptophyta, Magnoliopsida, Vitales, Vitaceae.